This is a messenger RNA of Medicago truncatula (barrel medic), 1962 nucleotides long. Its product is annotated as sucrose transport protein SUC8. The record is from RefSeq and is a predicted model, not a curated record. Gene Ontology annotation, molecular function: sucrose:proton symporter activity. Gene Ontology annotation, cellular component: vacuole; plasma membrane. Bases 99 to 1634 code for a protein of 511 amino acids. Gene Ontology annotation, biological process: sucrose transport; transmembrane transport. NCBI's taxonomy places the organism in Eukaryota, Viridiplantae, Streptophyta, Magnoliopsida, Fabales, Fabaceae. The transcript is spliced from 4 exons.
AGAAACACUUCCCUUACCAAUUAAUUCUCCAACCUCUAACAACUUUCUUAGAGAGAAAGCACUCUUUUGCUCUCUCUCUCUCUCUAUAACUUUUUUAUAUGUCUUCAACCAUGGAUGCAACACCUCCCACCAAGAACAACAAUGACAAGGCUUCCUCCCUUGAAUUGGAUAGUGUCCAGCCUGUUUCCAGCCCCCUUCGAAAGAUGGUCGUCGUGGCGUCCAUCGCCGCCGGCAUUCAAUUCGGAUGGGCCCUACAGCUCUCCCUUUUGACCCCAUACGUGCAGACUCUUGGAGUUCCGCACGUAUGGUCUUCUUUUAUUUGGCUCUGUGGCCCAAUCUCUGGACUCCUUGUCCAACCUAUUGUUGGAUACUAUAGUGACCGAAGCACUUCACGCUUCGGUCGCAGACGCCCAUUUAUUUUUAGUGGAGCUCUAGCUGUGGCUAUUGCCGUCUUCCUUAUCGGUUAUGCGGCUGACCUUGGUCACUCUUUUGGCGAUGACCUGUCGAAGAAAACCCGGCCACGGGCUGUUACAUUCUUUGUCAUUGGAUUUUGGAUCCUCGACGUUGCGAAUAACAUGCUCCAAGGACCGUGCCGUGCUUUCCUUGCCGACCUUGCUGCCGGUGACGAGAAAAAAAUGAGAACAGCAAAUGGUUUCUUCUCUUUCUUUAUGGCCGUCGGAAACAUCCUCGGGUAUGCUGCCGGAUCCUACAGCAAACUCCACAAAAUCUUCCCCUUCACCGAAACCGAAGCAUGUAAUGUCUUCUGCGCGAAUCUUAAGAGUUGCUUCUUUUUCUCCAUCCUCCUCUUAAUCAUCCUUGCCACGUUUGCCCUCAUCUACGUCGAGGACACACCAAAGACAAAGCCAGAGGUGAAGGAUGCUGAUGAGACACCGGUUACUUGUUUCGGAGAGUUGUUUGGUGCAUUCAAGGAAUUAAAGAGACCAAUGUGGAUAUUGAUGUUAGUAACAGCCGUGAACUGGAUCGCGUGGUUCCCGUUCUUCUUGUUCGACACUGACUGGAUGGGCCGUGAGGUGUACGGAGGAGUUUCAGGAGAGAAAGCAUAUGAUACUGGUGUGAGAGUUGGUUCUUUGGGACUUAUGCUUAAUGCUGUUGUUCUUGGUUUAAUGUCUUUGGCUGUGGAGCCAUUGGGGAAAUUGGUUGGAGGAAUUAAGAGGCUUUGGGGAAUAGUUAAUUUUAUUUUGGCUAUUUGUUUGGCAAUGACUGUCCUCAUUACCAAGAUAGCUGAGCAUGAGCGUCAGACAUCCGGUGGUGCAACCAUCGGACAUCCUUCUGAUGGUAUCAAGGUCGGGGCCAUGCUCUUCUUCGCAAUUCUUGGAAUCCCUAUGGCGAUUACUUUCAGUGUUCCAUUUGCUCUAGCAUCAAUAUACAGCAGUGCUUCAGGGGCAGGACAAGGUUUAUCUAUUGGAGUCUUGAAUCUUGCAAUUGUGGUACCACAGAUGUUUGUGUCAGCACUAAGUGGACCUUGGGAUGCAAUAUUUGGUGGUGGUAAUUUGCCGGCGUUCGUGGUGGGAGCCGUGGCUGCUGCCGUCAGUGCGGUAUUGGCGAUGGUCUUGUUGCCGUCAGUAAAACCAGCUGAUGAGGCCAAGGUUAGCCUUGCCCCAGGCUUUCACUGAUUCAUUCAAAUAUAAGGAGAUUUACAUAGGUUUUUUUUUUUUUUUUUUUUUUUUUUUUCCAUCAAUGUGGAAAAGUUAAGUUUAUAGCAUUUUGAUUUGAAAGUUGUGUGUAAUAGAUAUAUUUUUAGCAAGAAUGAAUCAGUGACAUAGUGUUCGUGAUUUUUUUUUGGUUAGAUGUAAAGUGUGCCAAACUAAGCACAAAUAAAUGUUUAUAUAGUGUGAACAUAGGAUCUUGGACAAUUUAAUUGGUAACCUAAGGGGACCUUAUGUGAAGUGUACCAAACCUAUACUCACUGAUUUCAAUGACAUACUUUUGUGCAAUUAUAUA